UCUCUCUCUCGUUCCGAGUUCCGACCGACCCAUGUCGCCCCCGCAGCCGGCGGCGGCGAGCCUGCGCGGCUUCCUGGACGCGCACUUCGCCUCCGCCGAGGACCUCGCCGCCGCGCCGGCCCUCGCCGAGCUCCUGCGCCGCGAAUGCGCGGGGCUCGAGGGCUCCCUCCGCCGCCUCGAGGCGCACCUCGCGUCCGCCUCGGCCUCCUGGCUCGCGCGCUCCGCCGACGCUCGCUCCGGCCUCCGCCGCAUCAGCCGCUCCUCCCGAGGAGGCGUCGGUGCCAGGGACGAUUCUGGGGAGGAGACAGCCGCGCCGGGCGCCGAGCUGCCGGCGAUCGUGCGGGAGAUCCAGCGGAUCGACACUAUUCGGCUCUACGCGGAAGCUACUCUACAGUUGGAAGCUUUGGUUGGUAACCUAGAAGAUGCAACGUUUUCCAUCGUUAGACAGGCCUCAAAGUUGAACCUGUCAUCGGUACUUCGACGAGCAUCCAAUGGAAUGGAGAGGAAGCAAGAAAAGUUGCUCCAGGCUGUUGAUGCUGUAAGAGAUAUCGAGCGUGAAUUGGUAAGGAUCAGCACAAGUAGGCCACAGUGGACAAAUCUUAUAAUGGCUGUGGAUUCUAGAGUGGACAAAACUCUAGCCAUUUUGAGGCCUCAAGCACUUACAGAUUAUCGAGCUCUACUUGCGGUACUAGGUUGGCCACCUUCCUUGUCUUCACCAGACAUGGAGAAGGACAAGUACUCCCAAGUUCCAAAUCCCCUUGUCUUGAUGAAUGAGGCAAAUAGAGAGAAGUAUUCUGAGAGUUUUCUAGCACUGUGUGCCCUGCAACAUGUGCAUGCCAACCGUGACUUGCGUCAAUGCCAAAGUUCAGCAGCAACUUCUAGCAUGUCUGAUUCAAAGUAUUUUGAUAAAACUGCAUGCUUUGAUAAUGGACUUUGGGCAGUUGAUGAAUUGGUUCAACCUAUUGUGUCCAGAAUGGAAUAUCAUUUUUCUAAAUGGUCUGAACAGCCAGAGCUAAUUUUUGCCCUAGUUUACAAGAUAACAAAAGAUUUCAUGGAUGGAGUGGAUGAUAUAUUGCAGCUUUUGAUUGAUCAAGCAAGACUUCUGGGCUUAAGUGCCAAAGAUUCUUGGGUAACUGGAAUGGUGAAAAUGCUUAUAGGAUACCUUGAGACGCAAAUUUUACCAGCCCUUGUUACCUCUUAUCGUAGUACUGAUGACAAAGCUGAAGUGCACUCAUCUUGGAUGCAUUUGAAUGACCUGAUGGUUGCUUUUGAUAAAAGAAUGCAGCUCCUUGCAGAUUCAGGAAUUCAGAAAAUUGCAUCAAUUUCUGAAGGGCUCUCUCGGUCCUUAUCUGUCUUUUCAAUUUACAGUGAGCAUUCUGACUGGCUUCAGAUAUGGGCCGACAUUGAGCUUAGUUCUGCACAGCACAAGCUCAAAUCUGAAAUGGAGGAUGAGACAAAUUGGUUAUAUAAUAUUGGUCACCAGGAUGAGCUUGACCACCAGGAAAGCACUAGAAAAUUUCUUCUUUCCACCAGAGAAGAUUACAAAGCUCCACCUGUUUCUGAGUUUGUUAUCAAAACUGCAUCCUUGAUGAUUGAAAGAAGUCAUGCUCUGCCAAAUAAAGGGAUGAAGAUCCAGUAUACAAGAUCUACUUCAGUCCAGUUCUUGAAUGACUUCUUUAUUGUCUUGCAUGGACGAUGUGAUGCAUUGCAAUUGUCAAAUACAGCUCUAGAAGAUGAGUCUUUAUUGAAAGCUUCAUAUGCGAUUAAUGCUGCUCGAUAUUGUGAAUAUGUUCUUCGGGGAUGGGAUGAAGGUGCCAUCUUCUUGGAGAUGGGUGCGCAACAUCAAAGUUCUUUCUUUGCAGAUGAAAUUGCCUUUUUGGUUAAACUAGGGACCAAUUUUCUGGAACAGAUCAUGUCCUCCAUCCUGCUUGAGUUUGAAGAUCUAUCCUGGGACUAUGUCCAAAGCAUUGGAUCUUCAAAUGAACAAAACCAACCAGAUGGUCAGGUUCUAGAUGAAGAGAACCUAGAGGUGUCACCUGGAUUUGUUGCCAGUCUAGACACUCUGAGCAUGCGGACCACGAAACUGAAGCUAUAUCUUAACUCCAAAGAUUUCCUUGACCUGUGGAGGAGUAUAGCAGAAGGCCUUGACUACUUCAUCUACAGCAGCGUAAAGUGGGGUGAAGUGAAAUUCUCUUGCUCAGGAGUCAUUCAGCUAAGAGUCGACACGAAAGCCAUUCUCCGCAUCUUUAAGCCAUACUGUUUGAGACCUGAAGCUUUUUUCCCAUUUGUAACCGACUCUCUGAGGCUGCUAACCAUGCGAGAGGCAGACACGCAGUACUUGCUGGAAGCGCUUAAGGACGGCUGCAAGGAGCAGGAAAGUUGCCUGAGGCAGCAAGGAUUGCACCAUGUAGAUGCUAAGCAGGCCGUUAAAGUCUUGAGAAGCAAGAAGUCUGGCAGAUAAUCUUUAGUUAGGUAUAAAGAAUCUCUGAAACCUUAAGGUGACCAGAAGCUGUCUUUCUGCCGUGCUGAUGCAGACUGGUGUCUUCCUUCCAGGAAGCAUAAUGUGAACUCAAGCAUGAUGACUGACUCACGAGUCAUGAUUUCCUACUCACAGCAAGAAAGAGGCACACGACUAAAGGAUACGGCAACAACAGUGAGUGAGCAUUGCAACUUUCCAAGAUUGACAGGAACUAACUAACCUUUGCUACUUACCGCGUCCUGGAAUUAUCCAGGAAACUGUUCUUUGCUCACAAACCAGGCGAAAGUUGCUAUCUGCCCCAGGUCCAUAUCUGCGACAAAAUUGGAGAUGCCGGCUUUGACCGACUCGAUCCAUAUUCAAUCUAACCACGAUAUCAGAGUAGAUGGACCAUAUUAUUAUUCAGAUGCUUACAUCAUUGCUUGGUAUUUUGUCAGCUGAUUUCUUUGGUUAACCCCAAAGUCAGAAUCUCACAGAAUGAUUCUGAUGCCUCGUAUAUCAAUUCAAGCCAACGUAAUCAGGGCCAGAUCAAAUCCUUACCUUAACCCCCCUUUUUUUUAUCAUUGCUGAGCUAAUCUUCAAACUGUUUCUGGUAUCUAGACCAGUUCAACAACUGCUUACCUCUGCUUAUUGCAACUCCCAGAGAGGAAAUUCGACAUAGAAAAUUGUAGUA
Molecule: messenger RNA, 3149 nt
Organism: Brachypodium distachyon (stiff brome)
Lineage: Eukaryota; Viridiplantae; Streptophyta; Magnoliopsida; Poales; Poaceae
Product: RINT1-like protein MAG2L
Exons: 4
Coding region: 32-2461 (809 amino acids)
Biological process (GO): retrograde vesicle-mediated transport, Golgi to endoplasmic reticulum; endoplasmic reticulum to Golgi vesicle-mediated transport; regulation of ER to Golgi vesicle-mediated transport
Cellular component (GO): Dsl1/NZR complex
Source: RefSeq, a predicted model, not a curated record